Molecule: messenger RNA, 474 nt
Organism: Soboliphyme baturini
Lineage: Eukaryota; Metazoa; Nematoda; Enoplea; Dioctophymatida; Soboliphymatidae
Source: the annotation of a GenBank genome assembly
CUCAGCAUGGCCGCCAAUAGGAUGAACGAUGUCCAACUCCCCCGCUCAGUUCGUCCUCACGCAGUAGUAGAAAAUCAAUCAUUGUUUAUUUGGCGAUAUCAGGUAGGCGCUAGUGCCACUGCGACCUUCAGGGCGUUGUUUGACGAAACUGCUUGCGAAGGGUCGAAGUGCGACGACGGAUGGUUCGGCUAUGCCGGCGUGUGCUACAAGUUCUUCUUCCGCCCCCUGUCCUUCCAACGCGCGGAAGAGAGCUGCAAAGAGUUUGAGGCUCAGCUGUUCGUACCGCACGACGUCGAAGAAUGGGUAAGUAGACGUCAACGGCGCCUCUGCAACCAGAGAGUCGCUUUGUUCCUUUGGCUUGAUUCAGAAAACUGUGGCGGCCGACUUCCCAACCGUCCAGAAAAUCUGGAUAGGACUACAAUUCGUACCCAGCAAAGGGCCGCAGUGGAUCACGUCCAGCGAAAUGCCUUUUGA